Messenger RNA from Orbicella faveolata, 2250 nucleotides. RefSeq lists its product as uncharacterized. Gene Ontology annotation, biological process: peptidyl-proline hydroxylation to 4-hydroxy-L-proline. Gene Ontology annotation, cellular component: endoplasmic reticulum. Gene Ontology annotation, molecular function: L-ascorbic acid binding; iron ion binding; procollagen-proline 4-dioxygenase activity. Lineage: Eukaryota; Metazoa; Cnidaria; Anthozoa; Scleractinia; Merulinidae. The record is from RefSeq and is a predicted model, not a curated record.
UGUUUGGCCUUGUUUCCUGAUUUCAGCCAUUUCUAGUGUCCAGGCUCCGUGGGCCAGGAGAGACAGACGUCUCUGGAGACCAGCCCCCGGCAUGGCAAUGGACUCGUGGAGUGUAACGCUUGUGUUUGUGUUUGUAACACUUGAUUCCUUAUUGCAUCACUUUUUGGUGUUUUCUAAACAAGAAAACUUAAAAUGUUCAAGCUCUUUCCUUCGAGCCGGUCAUUCGUACUGUGAUGUUGUCUUUAGUGGACGGAGUUCAAAUGAAGUAUCUAAAAUGGCUGUUCUCUCAACAAAUCCACUAAUAAAGCUCUAUAAAAACUGUAUUACUUCCCAACAACAAGUUAGCUUAAUGAAAUUAGCAAAAGAACGACUUGUCGAGGAUACAAACAGUGGUUUCUCAUGGUCGCUUUAUUUGCGUGACAAAAGAGAUGCUAAUUUGGAGAUUUUAAGAGAGAUUGCUAUGCUAGCUGGAAACCUGUCUGGGUUGCCAUGGAAACUGGCAGAACCAGUUUCUCUGACCAAAUAUACAGCCAACCAGAACUAUGAUCUUCAUUACGACUCUGGGUUUGUUACUCAAGGCAAGAAAAUGAAACGUGCUGCCACGUUUCUGCUCUACUUAAAUUCAGUUGCACAAGGUGGAGAAACUAUCUUUCCCCGAUCUAUAAAUGGCUCCCAUGUUGGUCAUAAACCAUUACAAGUUGAAAAGCCUUUACUAAAGGAGAUCUGUUGCGAUGAAAAAAUUUUGAAGGUUGUUCCCGAAGCAAGGUCAUGCCUGGUGUUUUUUAAUCAUCUCGUUAAUGAACAAGACCAUGGAGAGUUGAACCCCAGGUCAAUCCAUGGCUCCUGUCCAGUAAUAAAUGGAGAAAAAUGGAUUGCUCAAGUCUGGUUACAUCAUGAACCAUGGGGCUCUAAUGUGACUGAUUUUUGGUAGUGGACUGCAUCAAGCAUUACAAAGACACAUACCUUAACCUCUACAUGAAGUGACAGGUUAAAAUCCCUAACUCUCUUCCUUAUUUUUUUCCUUCUUCCUUCCUUCUUUCUUGCAUGCAUUCUUUCAUUCAUCAUAUAUAUGCAUGCAUAUAUGUAUUAAUUUAUACAGGGAAAUUAAAGAGGAUACAUAAGUUGUUACUCUGAAAACAAACGAGACUGAUAUGCUGCUGAAGCAUACCAAAAUGGUACGAUUAGGUAUUUACCAUGUACAAAUUCUACCAAGCAAGCAUGAUAUUGUAGCGGUAUCAGGUCAGUGAAUUGAUAUUGCAGGAUAUUAGGACAUUAGACACCGCUUCUGAUUGGCUAAUUGCAAAUUUUGGUAAGGACAUUUUAUUUUACUUCUUGUAUUUAGUGUCUAGAAUGCAAUGAAACAGCUUACUUUAAUUUCAAGUGUCAAAUUAAAGUUGACGGUUCUAGCGUAUAACUCUUAGCAGUAAAAAUAUAUGGUCCAUUACAAAAACAAUAGCCUCCAUUUGGCUCGAAAAUAUGCUCACAGAUUUGUACGCGGACCUUUGUCCACGUACAUUAUCUGUCUUGCCUUGAUAGGUAAAGACUAUCUUGACUGUAAUGAGGGUUCUUAGACAGCCAAGUUCAUGAUCAAAUAAGUAAUUUAAUUUCUAAAUAAGUUAUUAUCAUCAUAGAAGUGUUCUUGAGGACUUAGGGCAAUGAUUUCACUGAAAACAAAGCUAAAUCAAGAACAGCGUUUUUGGGAUGUGUGGUUUGGAAUUUUAACAUAUUUAAAAAUAUCCAAAAUGUCGAGUGGAAAUCAAUGAUUCGUUUUGCAUUUUCCCCUCUAAUGUUUACUCAACUUCGUUGAACCUUUUCAGUAAAAUUCUGAUAAAAAUCAUUUGACACGGAAAAGGGCCUAUAGAGAGGUUCGUGUCAAAAACACUGCUCAGAUAAGCUUAAACUAAUAAGAUCUCUGAGACAACCUUUUCCCUGCAUUUUGACAGAGUUAACUACCCUAUUUGUGAGUUAUUAGUAAGACGUCUGUCAACAAGCUAGUAGCACCAAUAAGCACAAAUAGCACAAAUAAGUAGGUUUUUUAAUCAUUUGAUAUUCACCAGAUAUUCCCAAACAAUGCCAGAUCAUCCAAACUCAAUGGUUUGUGAAAUUUUUCCCUACUUUCAAUGCACACAUGUAAAAUUGUUGUCCAGAAACCAAAUAACAAAAAAAUCGGUUAUGUAAUUCUUGCUCUCUGCUGUUCUCUUUCAUGUUCUGAUUCAGUUACACUGUCUUGAAAAUAAACGUAAAUAUCAA